This is a messenger RNA of Seminavis robusta, 1532 nucleotides long. The record is from the annotation of a GenBank genome assembly. NCBI's taxonomy places the organism in Eukaryota, Bacillariophyta, Bacillariophyceae, Naviculales, Naviculaceae.
AGCAACAAGGCAAUCGAGAAGACCAACAUCCAAGCGAAAACCCAAAAAUUUGCCUUCCUUCGCCUUUCACACUUCUUUGUCUUGUCUUUCUCGGCAACACAAACCCAAACGACCCCACCCUCUCACCAACACUCUCUCCAAACCCGUCUUGCAAACUGCAAACACUGCAUCACUAUCUAUUGACAAGAGUAGUGAAUUCCAGUGUCUGUAGUUUAUCCCUUUCUUCUUUAUCUUUUAGUAAGAAAUCACAGAAAUGUUCGGCAGCUUGUCCAACCAAAAUCACCACGAAUAUCUGAUUUCAACGACAUAGCCAUCAAAGCCCAAGACGCCCUUUUGAUUGACUCACAACCAAAAGAGACACACUAGACAAACACAGCACAACACUCGCUCUCUUCCUUCCUUCCUUCCAUUCCAUUCCAGCCACCAUGACGGCUUCCGAAACUACAACAUUGGAAGCCAUGCUGGAACAAGAAUCCGUUUAUUAUCGCAACGUCACCCCUCCUCCUCCUGCUUCCUCUUGUUGUUCUUCUUCCACCAUGAAACAAGCCGUGGCCACACUCGAGACCAUUUACGAACUCUUGUCGCUACAAGACCGUGAAACUCUGGUGAUUGCCACUUAUUAUCUCCAUCAGUACUACCGUAACAAGAAGACUGCUUCUUCAGCUUACACGGUCAGUCACAUUGCCCUUGUCUGCUUCUACAUGGCCGUCAAGAUUCAUCAAACCACAGCCUUGCCCAUGAAGAGUCUCUCCAAUCUCCACGACCGAUUCUUUACCCACUCUUCGCCCAGUUCUUGGGAGUCUGUCGAAAUGGAUGUUUGCAUGACACUCCAAUGGCGACUUCAUCCUCCUCUUGCCACGGCCUUUUUGACGACGGCGCCUCGCCGACACCGCAAACGCGCACUAACACUGUUGGAUCAAGCCUUUCGAUCUCAGCCGUGUGCUUAUGUUGGCUAUCGCCCGUCUCAUCUCGCGGCUGCGGCUCUGCGUUCGCCCACAGCACCGUCGGAAGCUGUCGCCUUUUUGCAAUCGUCACAGACACAGACUGUGAUGGUCAAGCGCAAACGUUGCGUCACACCACCGAUGCUCUCUCAUCAUCCUGCCAAGAAGCAACGAGUCGUUGGACCCGCUUCCUUGCGAUGGACCGGUUCUCCACGAUCGGCUGCUCUCUUGGUGGAAGAAGAGGAAUCAUUCUAAACGGCGACCAUCGCACUAGAAUGAUGUAAUGGCAUGGCAUGCAGACGUGGACCAGCAAGGAUUGAAUUGAAUUGCUUAUACUACUACACAUUCAUAACGAAGAAUGCCUCUUGGAGAAGGAUGACUGACAACCCUGUUUUGUUUUGCGCGCGUCGUAUCGACAAGCAAUGUGCUAACAAGCAAAGGCAAAGCUGUUGGAGUUGUUACGAACUGACGUGACCAGAGGAAUUGAAUACACUUUCUUUUUGACGCCAUGGCCUGUACCAAUCUCGGUUUUGGAGGAAGUUCACUGCACUUGUUUAAUAUUAUCUUUAGAAGAAAAACACAUUAGUUAUU